UAGAAACGAUCCGGAGCGCAACCGAGCCUGACGUCCUAACCUAUCAUCUCGGUUGACAUCAAAAGAAUUUAAAAGUUCAUUUGAAAUUAUACGCAAACUCAUAAAAUCCGAAAACCUCCAGAAGACCAAUUAUUUGUAUCAAUGAUAUCGAGUAGGCAUCGCAGAGGACAAGUGCGACGGGGCUUGUUGUGAAAUGUUAUCACCUUCCUUUUAGAAACUUAUGCGGGAUGGAGAGUUCCGGCGAAAGUGCGUCGAGCAAUCAGGCACCUGCUCGCGGCGAAAGAAAGAGUACUCGGGGCUCGAGGCAAAGGGCCGUGGAUAACUUGAGCAAGAAAUUCUUGAGGAACUUCGAUCCAGAGCACAGCGAACGAGAGAAGCGUAAGCUAUAUCGUCGAUUGUAUCAGAGCUACAGGAAGCACCUGUACAACGACGUGGGCAUUUUCAUACGGACGUCGGACGAUCUUUGUGACUGCUUGAGCUUGGAUUGUCCUGGAUGCCACUUUCCGUGCCCUAAAUGUUCUUCCCCGAAAUGCGCCCACGACUGCAGAAAUAAUCGCAAAUGGACCUACGAUACCAUCGGUUGCGAAGGAACCGAUCUUGCGAUAAAGAACCCACUGCUGAAAGAGCCUGAACCGAAGUGAGAGUGUAAAAAAAACAUGCAAAUGCGCAUCUGUAAGUACCUGUACAUAAAAUACCCUCAGGAAUUACUGGAUUCUUAUAUUAUUACUUUUAUAUAAAUUGUAUUUAACAAGCGAAAAUGAACUUAAUAAAUUCCUGAAACACAAAGAAGAAAUGUGCUUUCGUACAAUAUACUCGUCUCGGAACGAGUCUUCCAGGGCGUCGCAAAACGUACAAAUAAUUUUACGUUAUUUAAUCGAGCGACCGUAAUUUCGCCGGAUUCAAUUUUCGGGGCUGAAAUCUCCGCGCGGAGACGGCAGAUCUCGCUGCAAAUCGAUUUCGCUGAAAUUACGACGUCCCCCGUGAUCCGUAAUUCGCCCCCAGGGUGCACCCUCGCGCGGUCACGCCACUGACGCCGCAUACACCCACUCACCCACACACACACGUGGAAGCGCUAUUGAUUUUCCCGUGGCGCUUUCGGUGACGCGACGGUGCGUACACGUCGCGCGCACACCCACACCACGCAGCGCGGAGGGCGCGCGCUUCGUUUUCAUCCGUGAAAUCGUCCAAGUUCGCGCGAUUUGGGAAAGGAAGAAAAAUAAAGAAACAGGCAAGAUUAUACCGUUAUCAACCGUUAUGUCAAUCGCGAGAGAGUCACGGCUCGCGAGUCAGUCGUCGAUCGGGGCGUAAAAAGAAAAAAGCGACGCGACCAAGCCCGGAACGGAUAUCGCAUUAUCGCACUCGCG
Molecule: messenger RNA, 1364 nt
Organism: Temnothorax curvispinosus
Lineage: Eukaryota; Metazoa; Arthropoda; Insecta; Hymenoptera; Formicidae
Product: ARL14 effector protein
Exons: 4
Coding region: 228-641 (137 amino acids)
Cellular component (GO): intracellular membrane-bounded organelle
Source: RefSeq, a predicted model, not a curated record